AUGUUGUGGAAACUUAUAUUGAUAUACUUUGUGACGACAAGGCUUGAGAUCUUUGUUUAUGGCGCCAAUCUACUGGAUAGUUAUUUACCAGCAUCGAUGCAGGCUCUGGCCUACUACAUUGAUCAUUUACAAUAUGAACCAUUGUCGUCGACAACGGUGGAGCCACCUUUUAUGGCAGACGAUGCGAUGAAUAGUUCUUCAACAACAACUACAACAACUCGCCGUCCAUUUACAACCAAUAAACCGGGCUCAACAACUACCGGUUGGUGGAAUCCUCCAUCCUGGUGGGGUGGAGUUGCCCCAACUACCACCGAAACCCCCACAAAUCCUCCCACACCAGCCCACAAGCCAGCCUUAUAUGCUCCAGAAAAUCCCCUCAAACUUAAACAUGAACCUGAAGGCUAUGAAAUAUUCUAUGAAAUGGCCGAGAAACCAGAUGGUCUGGCAAAUCUACCACUCUCCUUAAUACGUGACAUUAUUACCGAACCAAAUCAUGAUGAUUUCAAUAAUGAUGUUGAAUCUCUGGAUAAUUUUCUACGGCUCUAUGAUGAUAAUUAUGGUCGGGCCACAAUUGAUUCGGACACAGCCAUGGAUCGUUGGUCUACAACUUCGACGGCCGGCAAAAAACGUAUACCACCCACAAAGCCAUAUGUUGAAUUCCUGCUGGUCUAUGAUCUCCUCAAACGUGAUGCCAAGUCGUCAAAUCUCAGUAAAUAUGAAGGAUAUUCGGAUAAUUUGCUACAGGAUUUAAAUGAACUCUCAAAAAUGUCUUCUGCUCGCCAGCUGCACACACUCUUUCAACGCAUGCUUGAUCGUCGUGAUAUACAACGCAGUGAUGUGGUUUCUCGUAUACGGGGUUUAGUUAAGGAUCUGGAAAAUCCGGAUGGUGCCACAGUUAAAGCUUUGCAAUAUAUACCAGCCAUGCCAUUUUUACCAUGA
Molecule: messenger RNA, 939 nt
Organism: Musca vetustissima
Lineage: Eukaryota; Metazoa; Arthropoda; Insecta; Diptera; Muscidae
Exons: 1
Coding region: 1-939 (312 amino acids)
Source: RefSeq, a predicted model, not a curated record